AUGAGCGCCCUGGAGCGCGCGGGUGUCUCUUCUGGGGAUAUCGCUGCCCACGCCCCCGGAUCCCCCCUGUGCGAGUGGAGGGCCGAGCUUGACGCCCCGGUCAUUGCUGCGGUGGUUGCGCGAGUCUGCGGCGGGGACGCUGUCGUGGCGCUAACCACGCAGAGCUGGGCCCCCAUCGUCCAUGCAAUCACCUCCAAGGGCAUCAGCGGCAGCAGAAGUGUCUGCAGCCUCGGACGCGCCGCCCCGGGAGAGCCCCUGACCGCGGUCUGCGCCCUGGAUGAGCGGGUCUUCCUCGCCUCUGUGUCGGCCAUCUACGAGCUCGUAGCAGGCUCCCAUCGAACGCAUCGCCUAGUCCUGCUCUACCCCGCACGGGACAUCCCCUGGCCUAUCCGAAACCUCUCUGCUGAGAGGUGCGGGGCCGCAAGUGUCCUCGUCGCUGUGUUUGGGCUCCCAGCACAGGACCCGCAAGGCACUGGCCUUCUACUGCUCUGCCUGCGCGGCGGGUGUCCCCAGGCAACUGUCCUCCCCGUCUCCGUCGCUGACACUGCCUGCCCCUCUCUGCGCUACGAUCCGGCCUCCUCCCUCCUCUAUGUCCUGGCCUCCACGACUGAUGCAGAAGUCGUUCUGUGCUGCGUCUGCUUCCAGGAGCCCGCAACUCUGGACCCAGCGCUACGGGGAUUCGAGUGGUUCACUCAGACCGGCACGGAGUUCUACAUGUCCCGGGUUGUUGUCUCGAGCCCCGAGGAGCAUCUCUUGUACCGCUGCAAAGAGGGUCCCGGGCUUGCAGAGGCGCAGGUCGGGGCCGUCUGCAUGUGUGGCACCUCGGCUGUCGUCGCCGUGUCAGCCAUUUCCGAGACCGGCGAGCGCUCCGAUCUGCCGGUCCUCCUGGUCGUCUCCGGCCUGCUGUCGCAUCUCUCGUUCUCCACGAUAGAACUCGAUGACUUCGGGGCCCAGAGCCUGCCCCCGGAGUCUGAGUCGUUCCGCAUCUGCUCUCUGUCCCCAUCCUCGGCUGCCCCGGGAAGCCUCUGUCUGGCCUUCUGCAGGGGAAGCCUUCUCCACUUCCACAGGAUGCCCGUGGAGAGCGGCACAGACGGCCCCCGCUCUAUCGGCACAUGCGAGCUGGCCCCUUCGACACACAUGUUCUGCGCCCUGUACGAGACAGAAGGGGCCUUGCGAUGCGUCUUCACGGCCGUGGAUGGAGCGCGCCUGUUCCUCUGCAUGGCGAGCACGCAGGUGAGUUCCGGCCGUCGCGCUGGGGUCGGGGGGAGGUCGCAGAAGGACCAGGAGGGGAGGCAGAGGAAGCACAAGGCACGGGUCAGCGAUGCGUAG
This is a messenger RNA of Giardia duodenalis, 1329 nucleotides long. RefSeq lists its product as uncharacterized. The coding region runs from base 1 to 1329 and encodes 442 amino acids. The transcript has a single exon. The record is from RefSeq and is a predicted model, not a curated record. NCBI's taxonomy places the organism in Eukaryota, Fornicata, Diplomonadida, Hexamitidae.